Molecule: messenger RNA, 2349 nt
Organism: Cicer arietinum (chickpea)
Lineage: Eukaryota; Viridiplantae; Streptophyta; Magnoliopsida; Fabales; Fabaceae
Product: DNA (cytosine-5)-methyltransferase DRM2
Cellular component (GO): nucleus
Molecular function (GO): DNA (cytosine-5-)-methyltransferase activity
Source: RefSeq, a predicted model, not a curated record
UCAUUUCUUCAUCUCUUCCCUUAUAACAAUUAUUCAAGACAAAGAACGAAUUUUAAUCGUACGGUCGUGAUUCUCUAUCUUCGUGGGUCCCACUGAAAACGACACACUGAGAAUUCAGGUGAAGCGAGUGCGUGAAGUUUUUCACGUCGCGUUACUGAGUUCGCAACCGAUUCAAUUGGUAACUCGAUGUUCGAAUAAAACACUUUCUUCUUCUUCAUCUUCUUGUUCUUCUCAUUCAUCACUCUCUCACUUCACAUUCUUCUUCUUCUUUCUCUUCGUGAAAAUCGUGUGAAAAUCGUGCGAAGAGAAUUGAGAGAGCAUUGUGGAUUCAAUUGGAGAGUGCUUACAUCUGCAUUUUCACUUGAGCAGCCCGAAGGUCUGUACUUUGCAAAAUUGAGAGAUAAAAAAUGGGUGAUGUUUCUGGUGUGGGUAGUGACAAUUUUGAUUGGAACACUGAUGAUGAGCUUGAGAUUGAGGGCUUUCAUUCCUCAUGUUUAUCUGUACCCAAUGGAGAGACUAUUGCUGGGUCUGUAGGGGCAAGCUCAUCUGCAGGUCCAUCUAAUACCAAGGUAUUUGACCACUUUAUUAGUAUGGGAUUUCCUGGAGAAAUGGUUUCCAAAGUAAUUCAGGAAUAUGGUGAGGAAAACGAAGAUAAACUACUUGAAGAGCUUCUCACUUACUCAGCUCUAGAAAGUUCUCCUCAGCAACAACAGCAAGUUGAACCAGAUCCCUGUUCUUCAGAGAAUGCAGGGAGCUCGUGGGAUGAUUUAUCAUCCGAUGAUUCUUUUUCUGAUGAAGAAAUGCCAAAAUCUGUUUCUAGGAAUGGUGAUCCAUUACAUACCCUGGUUAAAAUGGGGUACAAGGAGGAGGAAGCUGUAAUGGCCGUAGAAAGAUUAGGUCCAAACGCCUCACUUGAGGACUUAGUUGAUUUUAUUGGUGUUGCUCAAAUGGCAAAAGCAGAAGAUGCCCUUCUGCCUCCUGAAGAAAAGCCACAAUACAAUGGGCAUGCCAAACUAAAAAAAAGAAGUUUGUAUGAUUAUGAAGUAUUGGGCAAGAAAAAGCCAAAGAUAUUUGAGAAGAGAACACUGUGUGAGGAGGAUGAUGAGACACAGGCACUUCAUCUGCCUAAUCCGAUGACUGGGUUUGGGGUUCCCACCGACCCAAAUUCCAUAAUAACUCAUAGACGAAUUCCUGAAGAUGCUAUUGGGCCUCCUUACUUCUAUUACGAGAAUGUGGCGCUUGCACCAAAAGGUGUUUGGCAGACCAUUUCUAGAUUCCUGUACGAUGUGGAGCCUGAGUAUGUGGAUUCCAAAUAUUUCUGUGCUGCAGCCAGGAAAAGGGGAUAUAUUCACAAUCUCCCCAUUGAGAAUAGAUAUCCUCUCCUACCUCUUCCACCACGCACAAUACAUGAUGCAUUUCCACUGUUGAAGAAGUGGUGGCCCUCAUGGGAUCCAAGGACCAAACUUAACUGUUUGCAAACGGUCACUGGAAGUGCAAAGCUGACAGAAAGAAUAAGGAAAGCGGUGGAAAGCUGUGAAGAAUUUGAAGAUCCACCAGAAAGUGUAAAAAAGUAUGUGCUUGAUCAAUGCCGGAAGUGGAACCUUGUUUGGGUGGGAAAGAACAAGGUUGCCCCCCUAGAGCCAGAUGAAGUUGAAACAUUGUUGGGCUUCCCAAGGAACCACACAAGGGGUGGUGGGAUAAGUAGGACUGAUAGAUUCAAAUCACUUGGCAAUUCGUUCCAGGUUGACACAGUGGCAUACCACCUAUCUGUUCUGAAGGAAAUGUAUCCUAAUGGGAUCAAUCUUCUAUCUCUCUUUUCUGGAAUUGGUGGUGCAGAGGUAGCUCUUCAUCGUCUCGGUGUCCCUCUAAAGAAUGUAGUGUCGGUCGAAAAAUCAGAGGUGAACAGGAACAUUGUCCGAAGUUGGUGGGAACAAACUAAUCAAAGAGGUAAUUUAGUUGAUUUGGAUGAUGUGCAGCAACUAGAUGCUGUUCGUUUGGAGCAGCUGAUGAGUGCAUUUGGGGGUUUUGAUCUCAUUGUUGGUGGAAGUCCAUGUAAUAACCUUGCUGGAAGCAACAGGGUCAGUCGGAAUGGACUCGAGGGCGAACAUUCAUCCCUCUUUUUUGAUUACUUUCGGAUUUUAGAUUUGGUUAAAAAUAUGUCACCAAAUUAUAGAUGAACUUCUGUAUAAAAACUUCCUUUUUCAGGCUUUGUACUUAUUUAGUCAUAAUAUUUAGGAUCGUCUCAUAAAACUUCAACAUUAGACAGAUGCUUCUCAUCCCAUUUUUGUUGUCAGAGAAGGAAUGGCAACGGUAUCAAAUAAAUUUUUGAUCUCAACAUUUCUGAUUUCA